AUAUAUCGUUUGGUUUCUUCCAAUCUAAAAAGAUUCAGAUCCCAAUCUCUCUUCUGCAGAAAACGGCAGAGAAAAGAAAAACGAAAAAAAAAAAAGAGAGAGGCCAAAUUCUGCAAUCAAAGCGUUUCUGCAUAAGAAGAGAGAUUGAAUUUAGAAUCGUUGAAGAAAUUCUCUGCAAAAAUGUUAUCGAAGAGCUUCAAGGCCGGGAAAUGCAAGACGUCUUUGAAGCUUGCGAUGGCUCGCGUAAAGGUUCUGAAGUACAAAACAGAAGCUGAAGUGAAGCAGAUGAAGAGAGAGUUAGCUCUGAUUCUUGAAGCUGGCCAGGAACAGACUGCCCGGAUUCGGGUUGAGCAUGUCAUUAGGGAGGAGAAGACAAUGGCAGCAUAUGAUAUUAUCAAACUAUAUUGUGAGCUCAUUGUAGCACAAUUGCCAGUAAUUGAAUCUCAAAAGAACUGUCCCAUCGACUUGAAGGAAGCAAUAUCCAGCGUAAUAUUUGCAUCCGCAAGAUGUGCAGGCAUACCAGAACUCCAGGAUGUUCGCAAGCAUUUCAUAGCAAAAUACGGGAAGGAGUUCACAACAGCUGCUCUUGAACUUAGGCCUGAAUGUCGUGUAAACCAUACAAUCAUAGAGAAGCUAUCAGCAAAAACACCUGAUGGUGAGACAAAAAUUAAGAUUCUGACUGCAAUUGCCCAUGAACACAAUGUCAAAUGGGAUCCUGCAGCUCCCGGAGAGCAACUUUCCAAUCCUUCUGAGGACUUGCUGAAUGGACCAAAUGUAUUUGUGACUGCCAGGAGGAUGCCCAGGGAAUCUCAUAACAUUCAAUCCCAACCUCCUGCCAGCCAAAAUCAUGAACCUGCUACAAAAUACUCGGACAAUGAUGCCACCAGAUCAUCACCAGGUUCUAGAACAUUUUCUUCUACAAACGUCAGCACUCCAACUGCUUCAGUGCCUACAACUUCUCGUUCUAGAUCAAGAACUUCAGAAAGUAAAGCUGGACAGGAGGAUUUCAGAAAUUCAUUUCAGAAGGAUGAGAAUCGUUCAAUGAAUAGGUGGAAUUGGAAUAUGCAAUUUCCUGAUGCUGCUACCGCUGCACAGGAAGCUGCAGAAUCCGCGGAAAGGGCAAGUAUAGCAGCAAGGGCAGCUGCAGAACUCUCAAGCCGUGAGAAGAUCAAGAGAGAGUAUUCCACCAGUUUGGAUGAAUUGCCUCGUUAUGGUCUCAGAGAUGAGGGGUCCGGAAGACCAACCAGUUCAAUGCAGAGGGGUGAAGAUGUUGAAGUUUUAGGAAAGAUGGAAGCUGAUCAUUCCUAUUGGAUGAAGACGAUGUCUCAAGAUCAGAACAGAGAUCAAAUUGGACAACAUUGUCCUCUGGGAGCAGCGGAAAGCAGAUAUGAUGAUCCGGGAAGUGUUAAGAGCAGAACUAGUAGGUCUGUUUCCUCUCACUCCAGUGUUACUUCCCUUGAUGACGACAGCACAGCAUCCAAUCUCCAAAAUUCUCAGAAAAGCUCAUUUCGUGCAGAAGCGGUUGACCUGAAUUGUCAGAGAAGAUGUUCUGAGAUGGGUGCUUUUCAUGGUGAGAGGGAUGGAGUAGUAGGAAGUAUCCAGAAACAGUCUAGCAGAUCUGUUUCCUUUCAUUCUAGCACGAGUUCUGUCAAAGAUUAUCCCGUUGUGGACCGGAAUACUCAAAAAUAUGGAAAUGACGCUGAUGGACAGUCCUCAAUCAGUACCAGACUUGGAAUUGCCAAAAGAGGCAGUAAUCAGCCUAUUUUGAGUGAUUUUUCUGCUCCAGCUUUUGACAAUUCCGACACAGAUGGUGAUAGUGAUUUGGAAUUUGAUGGAGACAGUAACAGGCAUGAAUCAAGGUUUCCACUUAAAGGAACGAAACCACCAUCUCACUUAUCAUCAAAUAUGGAUUCUUGGAGCCCCCAGCAACAAAAAAGCCAAAUUGGAUACAUUCAGAGUGACAGCCCUAGAAUGCAUUUUGUAGAACCCCAACUCCAAAAUAUCUUUCCAACAAGGGCUAGUGAAUCCAAAGUCCCAUCGCAAUCUGAUGAUUUGUCGCCUGAAGCUUCUGAUGACUUGGAUGACCUGCUUUCCAGUAGUGAAGAAGAGACAAACAAGUUUAAUCUCAGAGAAAGAACUGAACCUGGCAUUUCACAUCUUAAGCAGACCAUCUCCACUAGAAGCUCAUCAUCUGCCCAAACUGGCCGCAGACCUGCUGAAUUCUCCUUUCAUGAGAAAAAGGAACCUGAAGGUGUGAACAGAAAUGCCUGGUCAAAUGCCCCCGAUGAUUCAGAAACAGAAAUGCCUAGUCCACAUACCUUGCUCAGCAAUCAGCUGCUUCCCAGACACCCAAAAUCCCCAAGGAAAUCAUGUAAUGUGGACAGGAAAACGUUUUACAGAUCAGAGGUUGAAGAACAGCCAUCUCUGCUAUCUUCUAGACUUGUGUCUGCCAAGGAAGUGAGGACUAUGGAUACCUCUGAAGAACUACCGUCGCCUGCUAGUACUAAAAAUUCAGAAGUUCCAAGCUACUCAAGCAAUGAAAGCGGCAAUGAUUCAAACUUGGGAAGAUUAAUGGGUGGUCUUAGAAAUAAGGGUCUCAGCCGGCCACCUUACAUGGGGAAUCAUCCCGCUGAUACUUCACUCUCAUCCAAACAAAAGACUGUGGAAGAAACUCCCGCCACCUUUCAGGAACCACCAUCUGGUUUCCCCUCAGUCAAGUCCUCACUGAGUUCUGAACCUCGCAAUCAUGAGCUAUACAAUCAGAAGCCACAUAUUAAAGUUCCUAAAACAUUGAUCCCAACUACUUUUGAUUCGAAUAGUGACGAUGCCAAGGAGGUGCAGCCAAACCAAACUGUUGGCAAUGGAGGUUACCAAGGCAAUGUGCGUUCUUGCAGGGCAAGGGAUUCUAUGUUCCAGUCAGCUAAGGGUAAUCCUUUAAGGUUCACUGACAGGUCUGGGGCACCAGUUCAAUCUGAUUUCGGUGCAGGAAGCAGGCUCUCUCAACCGAAUUCUUCUAUGGCCGAACCUCUUUCUAAGCCUCUGUCCCAAACUCCUGUCGCGGGAAGUAGAGAAAAUUCAAUAUCAUCGCAGCCUAAUUCAUCAGCCAAACGACAGUCUUCAAAUCCUCUUCCACAUAUCACAAUUUCAACACACAAAGAAAGUGCAAAGUCAGUGGCACCGAGUUCAGAAGCCAAUCAGCCACCCAAGACUGUGACAUCAGGGAGCAAUGGAACUCCAAAGCCAGGGAGUUUGAACGAGGGUUCAACAUCUAGGGAGAAUUCUCUCAAAAGUCUUAGUCAUGUUCACCCAAAGCUUCCUGAUUAUGAUACGUUAAAGGCGCAGUUUGAGUUGCUCCGGACAAAUCGACGUUCGCAAUAGGUUCGGAAUCUCAACGAUUGUAUUUUUUUUUUUUUUUCUGUCAGGGAUCUUACAAUAAUCAGAUGAUUAAUCCCAUGUGUACAUGUUGCUUCUGUACAUGAUCAAAAUAUAUUUGAAGCGUGCUAUAGUUUUCUGAUACAUUUAUUCAAGAUUUGAAACAAGUCUGUGAAUAUUGAAAUGGUUUUACGAUUUGUCCUUUGUAAUUCACCAGUGGAUAUAUUUCUUUUUCA
Molecule: messenger RNA, 3608 nt
Organism: Magnolia sinica
Lineage: Eukaryota; Viridiplantae; Streptophyta; Magnoliopsida; Magnoliales; Magnoliaceae
Exons: 7
Coding region: 181-3378 (1065 amino acids)
Biological process (GO): protein transport
Source: RefSeq, a predicted model, not a curated record